UGUUCCGAGCGCGCACACUUCUCGGCCGGACGGAGCACGCCGCCAGCUCCUGGCCGCCCCUGUACUCGCCUGCGGCGGCAGCUCGGCCGACCGUCCCCGGCCCGGCACCGCGUCGCGCCCGCGUCCGAGGGCAGAACUCCAGCCCCCAGGAGCCUCCCGGCCGUCGGCGGACCCAGCGGCCCCGCCGCCGGCACGCUCGGCGCCCUGCUCGCGGGGCACAGGGGAGGGCGGCGGCCGGCUGGUGAUGGGCGGCCCGGCGGCGCGGAGGGGCGCCGGGGGGCUCCGCGCGCUGCUCCUGGCGCUGGUGGCCGCGGGGAGUCCCGCGGGCGCCUACAAUCUGGACCCGCAGCGCCCCGUGCGCUUCCAGGGUCCCGCCGGGUCCUUUUUCGGCUACGCGGUGCUGGAGCACUUCCACGACAACACGCGCUGGGUCCUUGUGGGUGCACCAAAGGCGGAUUCCAAAUACAGCACUUCAGUGAAGUCCCCUGGGGCUGUGUUUAAGUGCCGCGUCCACACCAACCCUGACCGGAGAUGCACCGAACUGGACAUGGCUCGAGGGAAGAAUCGGGGCAUGCCCUGUGGAAAGACCUGCCGGGAAGACAGAGAUGAUGAGUGGAUGGGGGUGAGCCUGGCCCGGCAGCCCAAGGCUGAUGGCCGCGUGCUGGCCUGUGCCCACCGCUGGAAGAACAUCUACUACGAAACAGACCACAUCCUGCCCCACGGCUUCUGUUACAUCAUUCCACCCAACCUCCAGGCCCAAGGCAGGACACUGAUCCCUUGCUAUGAAGAGUAUAAGAAGAAGUAUGGAGAGGAACACGGCUCCUGCCAGGCUGGGAUAGCGGGCUUCUUCACUGAGGAGCUGGUUGUGAUGGGUGCCCCAGGGUCAUUUUAUUGGGCUGGGACGGUCAAAGUGCUGAACCUCACAGACAACACCUAUUUCAAACUAAAUGAUGAAGUGAUCAUGAACAGGAGGUACACCUACCUGGGUUAUGCAGUUACUGCCGGACACUUUUCUCACGUGUCCACCACCGAUGUGGUAGGAGGUGCCCCUCAGGACGAAGGCAUUGGGAAGGUUUAUAUUUUUAGAGCUGACCGAAGAUCGGGCACCUUAAUUAAGAUUUUUCAGGCAUCAGGUAAAAAGAUGGGCUCUUACUUCGGCUCCUCCUUAUGUGCAGUUGACCUGAACGUGGACGGCCUCUCUGACCUGCUCGUGGGGGCCCCCAUGUUUUCUGAGAUCAGGGACGAAGGACAGGUCACUGUCUACAUCAACAGAGGAAACGGAGCCCUGGAGGAGCAGCUGGCCCUGAGUGGGGAUGGCGCCUACAAUGCACACUUUGGGGAGAGCAUCGCCAACCUGGGCGACCUCGAUGAUGACGGGUUCCCAGAUGUGGCCAUUGGCGCACCCAAGGAGGAUGACUUUUCAGGAGCGGUGUACAUCUAUCACGGUGAUGCCAGUGGGAUGGUCCCUCAGUACUCCAUGAAACUUUCUGGGCGGAAGAUAAGUCCGGGUCUGCAGAUGUUUGGUCAGUCCAUAUCAGGAGGCAUUGAUAUGGAUGGAAAUGGCUAUCCCGAUGUAACUAUUGGAGCUUUCAUGUCGGACAGUGUGGUUCUCCUAAGGGCGAGACCCGUCAUCACAAUGGAUGUCUCCAUCUUCCUCCCCACCUCCAUCAACAUCACGGCGCCCCAGUGUCACGAUGGCCAGCAGCCUGUGAACUGCCUGAACGUCACCGCCUGCUUUAGCUUCCACGGCAAGCACGUUCCGGGAGAAAUAGGCCUGAAUUACGUUCUGACGGCUGAUAUGGCCAAAAAAGAAAAGAGCCAGUUGCCCAGGGUCUACUUUGUGUUGCUGGGAGAGUCCGUGGGUCAGGUCUCAGAGAAGCUGCAGCUGGUCCAUUUGGAGGCGACGUGUCAUCAUUACGUGGCCCAUGUGAAGCGGAGAGUGCAGGACGUCAUCAGCCCCAUCGUGUUCGAGGCCGCCUACAGCCUGGGCGAGCAUGUGAUGGGAGAGGAGGAAAGGGAGCUGCCGGCCCUGACCCCUGUGCUCCGCUGGAAAAAGGGACAAAAGAUUGCCCAGAAGAAUCAGACUGUGUUUGAAAGGAAUUGCCGAUCUGAGGACUGUGCUGCCGACCUGCAGCUUCAGGGUCACCUGUUACUCUCCAGUGUUGAUGACAGAACCCCGUAUCUAGCUCUGGGGGCUGUGAAGAAUAUCUCCCUAAACAUCUCCAUCUCCAACCUCGGGGACGAUGCCUAUGAUGCCAACGUGUCCUUCAACGUUUCCCGGGAGCUCUUCUUCAUCAACAUGUGGCAGAAGGAGGAAAUGGGCAUUUCCUGUGAACUGCUGGAAUCAGACUUCCUCAAAUGCAGUGUGGGAUUCCCUUUCAUGAGGUCGAAGUCGAAGUAUGAAUUCAGCGUGAUCUUUGAUACAAGCCACCUGUCUGGGGAAGAGGAAGUUCUCAGCUUCAUCGUUACUGCUCUGAGCGGCAACAUGGAGCGCUCUGAGUCCCUGCACGACAACACCCUCACGCUGACGGUGCCGCUGAUGCACGAGGUGGACACAUCCAUCACUGGAAUCAUGUCUCCAACCUCCUUUGUGUACGGCGAGUCUGUGGACGCAUCCAACUUCAUUCAGCUGGAAGACCUGGAGUGUCAUUUCCAGCCUCUCAAUGUCACCCUUCAGGUCUAUAACACUGGGCCAAGCACCCUUCCUGGGUCAUCUGUCAACAUCUCUUUCCCCAGUCGCCUGUCACCUGGAGGAGCUGAGAUGUUUCAUGUGCAGGAGAUGGUGGUGGGCCAAGAGAAGGGAAACUGUUCUUUCCAGAAAAACCCAACCCCCUGUAUCAUCCCUCAAGAACCAGAAAAUAUCUUCCAUACAAUAUUUGCUUUUUUCACAAAGUCGGGAAGAAAAGUCUUGGACUGCGAAAAGCCAGGAAUUUCUUGCCUAACAAUGCACUGUAAUCUUAGUGCGCUGGCUAAAGAAGAAAGUCGUACUAUAGACAUUUACAUGCUGCUGAACACAGAAAUACUGAAGAAGGUGGUCUUCGAGGCGUUGCACAAUCUGGAGCCCCGAGGCUACGUCGUGGGGUGGAUCAUUGCCAUCAGCUUGCUGGUGGGAAUCCUCAUCUUCCUGCUGCUGGCUGUGCUGCUGUGGAAGAUGGGCUUCUUUCGCAGAAGGUACAAAGAAAUUAUUGAAGCUGAGAAGAACCGUAAAGAGAAUGAAGACAGUUGGGACUGGGUCCAGAAGAACCAGUGACCUGCCACCCCAACCCACCCCGGUCAUGUGGCCCAGUGGUUCGCCUGUCUUCCUGAUCUUUGUAUCUUCCAUAUUUGGAAGAAAGAAUCUUCUCCAGAUUUUUCGGAGGCCCCACGAUGCUGUUCUCGUCCUCGUUCUCUCAAGCCCAGGUGCCAACCUGAGGCAGUCACUUCGGCCAGGUCACCUGACUGGAACCACCACCACUUCCUUUUCCAGCUGAACUCGGAACUUUGGAAAGCCGGCUGCAGAGCCAGGCGAUAUUUAUGGAUGCAACAUGCGUGGUCAACCCUCAGGGGAAAACUGUUACCUAAAAGUAUUUUUAUAAAUAUAAGCCUUUUAUACUGAUUAUGUCUUUAUAUUUGUAUCGAUGUUUUAUUAUUUCUAUUAAAUGGUUAUAUAGUUCACUCAAGCACUGAUAUCUGGCCUGAAAUCUUGGAAAUACUUGUAUAUUCAUACAAAUGUUAAAGGAUAAAGAUCUUACUGUACUUUGGAACUUGCUGUUAAAGAAGACUCUCAGAUGAAAUCAUCUGAAGAAACCUCACGUGAUGAAUCCACCCAGCGGGUGGUGCUGUAUAUCAGCUGUGGUCUGGGGCUGAGCCCGAAGGCAUCUCACAUCUCUGUUGCCUGGAGUCAAGUGUGGAAUAAUGUGCUAAAGAACCAAGAGGGUUUUUUCAUCUGUACCGUUCAUUGGAAGAUUCCCAGCAGGAAUUUGGAUGGAAAAACCUGAUUCUUGAGGUCUGUUCUGCAUCACCUUAUAGAGCAGACAUUUCACCCUCCUUCCACUUAAAUUAAGACAUGAAAGCUUGGAGCAAUGCCAUUUCAUCACUGGUAAACCUCAGAAUGGCAUCUCAUCCUGGACAUCGUGCAUCAGAGUCCGCACACCACCGGGACUGAAUUGGUGCCCACCAAGCAGAGACUUGUGUCUGAGUGCUGUGAUGUGUUAUCUUUUCAUGUUAAUUUGAGUCCAGAGGUCUCCAUUGUCCCCGUCACUCGUGCUGUCCCAGCUAAUGGUAAUUGCAGUGUCCUUCCCAGAGAUGACCAUUCAACCUGUCCUUAUUUUUUUUAAUCAUGUCUUAGGUGGAGUUCUUAAGAAGUGGACCCUGAGACAAGGAUUUUCAUGCAGUAACUUAUUAAGGAAGUAUCCCCAGGGCACACCAGUAAGGACACGAGGGAAGCAGGACACGGAAGGGGAGGAAGACAGGUAAGGGAGCCAUUUCAGGGCAGGUCCUGUGCAGGGGGUCUUCAGCCUGAUCCUGCAGGGGGGGCUCUGGAGGGUAAGUUAUGCCUCAGAGUUGUCCCAGCCUGGGGCAAGGGAGCUGAGCUUUCAUAGUCUUGUACCCAGGGGAGAUGUAAACUUUCUGCUUUCACUUCCUGCCAGCAAAAUAGCCCCAGUAGCUCAGGAGCGGUCCUCAAAAAGAGGGCUGCACCCCCAACCUGGGAAGCGCACAGAAAUAAUGCAAAAGAAAUGAUGCAAAGGGAUCUGGGCAUAGCACUGACGUCCUCGCCUAUCCCCUGUACAGGUGAAUGCUGAGUUAUGGCCUUCGCUAUCCAAGCUCUCUGUUUGACAGUGUUUAUUACCAGACGCACAGUGCUGUUCAGGUUUGAGUGCAGUGUGAGUCUCUGAAAGGGCAAGGUGGUGACAGAUGUAGCAAGCUCAACACCAUGCCUGGCCCGUAGUGAACAUUCAAUAACCAUGAGCAGCCCUGGCUGCUGGAAAACCAUCUGGUACAGGGGAAAACGUGCCUAAGAGCAGGGUCUGACAGAGUCCUUAGUCACUUAUCACAGCCUGCUCAAGCCCCGGGUACAAACAGAUGGCAUCAGAUGAGAAUGAAACAAGAAACAAGACCAGGCAUCUUUCUCAUAGGGCCUUGUUGACUGGGAGCUAAGAUGUGCGGGGGCCUGUGAGUAUUGUUGAAAAGACACAGAACUCAACUUCAGGGGAGACAGGUUUUUCCAGACACAUAGUUGGCUAAUGCUUGCAAAGAUAUCUAAAGUUUUGGCAAAAUUAUGAGGGUGCUGAGCGGUUGCAAACCUGGCAGGGAGCACACGUGUCUUUUCGUUUCUUACGCAGUUGACUCUGACACAGGAAGAUACAGAAUUCAUCAUGCUCCCCUUCCAGUUCUCACUCAGGGUUCACCUCUGACAGAUGUGUAUGGGGCCCCUGCUGUGCGUCAGACCCUGUGCUAAGUGCCGGGGGUUCCCCAGUGAACACCACCCCACAUUUUGCCCCAGGGGAGGCAGAUCUUCCCACAGUGGCGCUCAGAGCGUGAAUUCCUUUACGAGACCUCAUCUGCAGCCUUCCUUGGACGGACUUCUGCUUGUUGUUUCAUGUUGUCCUUUAAUAAAUCAUUUAGGAUUCUUAGGUGGUAGGCCUGGGACAGCUCCAUCAGCGGCUUUGGCCAAAUGCACAAAUAGCCACAGCCAGCCUCCUGCAAGGGGUGCAGACGCAUGGGAGACAGUGUAGCAGGAUAACUGGCGGGCACACGGUUCUGCCAGCCAGAGGGGAAAGCCUCACCGGGGGAGGGGCAGUCUCCAUAGCCAGUCUCAGAGCUGGGAUCCAUGUGCUUCUGGGUGCUUCUGAGUGGUAGGCACACGAGUGGUCACAUACCCAGGAGAUUACUAAGACUAAAUAGGGCAGUUUUUAAGAAAAUCUCGCUUGGCCUCCACUGGAGGAAAUACUGGCAGCCCCUCUGGAACCUGUCUGGGGAGGAUGGUACAUCUGCUUAUCUCCUGAUGCUGAGUAGGCGGGGCAGCAGGGACUGGGGAGCUGACCAUUUAGCACAGAGAUAGAGAGGGGAAGUUGAGCAGGUUGUCAGUGCUCUCAGCUUGGCCAAUUCACCAGCUCCAUCCAGUUCAGAAGCCCUCAGUAGGCUCUCGGGGGAAGCAGACAGGAUGGGUUGGUGUGUCUUUGUUCCUUCUCCAGAGGGUUCUUUUAAAAUUCCACAGUGCCUUCCAAUUUCCAUCUUUCCUGCUUCUGUGGGUUCACUGUGGAAUGCUAUCUGAUGUUCUCUUGCACAGCAUUAUUUAAGUCUGCUUCAGCUUUUUGGUUGUGUAUUCACUAGGGUUAUAAUCAACUGUCAGAAGGAUUGAGGUGCUUUUUAAAUAUGAAGAAAGGACCUUUGUAGAAAUUAAGUGAAAUAAGGCUCCCUUUUCAAAAAUGAUUCACCUAUGCUCAGUUUACAUGGGACUCAGGAGUUUGGAACAUCGCCUAAGUGAGCCCUAGACCUGUCGCAGAGAAGAGGCCAUGAGGUUCAGGAACGAGGGGACACUGGCAGGAGUGAGUGGGUCCAGUGGCUUUACGGUGACUGACAGGCACACGGCCAGAAUCACUUGCUACUGAGGUCACUGAGGCUUUCUCAGUCAAUUCUUCAGGAAACUUCCAUCAGCAUUCUGAAGUUGGGUAAGCUUUGUAGAAAAUCUGAUGGAAAGUCCUCCUUCACCAAAUCAUAUGCAACCUUCAGCCCUGGAGCCAGAGGCAAGGAGGUUCAAAACAAAACCAGCGGGCCUCCUGGAAACAUCUGGGACCUGUUUUCAAUGUGGAUGUGUAGCAGAUCCCUUAGGUGGUUGUGAUGGGUGCUGAUAUGCUACCUGUGGAACCGUAGCAAUGUCAUUUUUAAAAAAGGUUAUUCUACUUUUACUUUUGGAUAAGGCAUCAUGGCAGGGCAACACAGUUACACUCCGGUUACGUGUAAAACCUACACCUGAUGAAACCUGCACCUAAUUCAGACUUCCCGAAAUGUAGAGGCAAAGCAAAGGAUUGGUAUUUGGGGGAAAUGGCCUUUUAGCAGAUAAAAGGCAGAAAACGAGCGUCCCUUAGAAAUGCUCCAAGUAUGCGGUGUUUUAGUCCAUGUGUUGUUUUGCUAUAUAGAGCAAGAAUAUACACAAUGGAGAAUAUGUUCUGAAGCAAAGAAUGGCUGAAGGGUUAGGAUACAAAGGCAGUAGGGCCAAAAUGAACCUUCUAGAAUGUUUUCUGAUUUUCAGCAUGUGAGGGGGAUAAUGAACAAAUGUCCCACGUGAUGCAAUGCUUUGUAGCACGAUCUAGAUUUCAGACUGUGUUAAGGUUUUUUCAAAUUCUAAUGUGCACGGUGUGACCAGCAGAGUAAGUUUAAAAGCUUUAAGAGUGUGAUUAAUUGCAUGGCAGGCACCCACGCUAACUUCACUUCCAGAACUUGAUUGAUGCAUCCAUGUACGUUUCCGUUGAGGAAUUUCAGUGGGAGGGGUGUUCCUCUUCACAAAGUCACAUGUAUUCAAGUCUGUGCAGUCACUUCUAAUUCACUUGCACUGUUUGGGAAAUGCAGGUUUACAAAAGUACGUGUUUGGAAUUAAAAAAAUGGCUACAAAUGA
Balaenoptera musculus (blue whale) is the source of this 7594-nucleotide messenger RNA. It is a transcript of the gene ITGA9, whose product is annotated as integrin subunit alpha 9. Gene Ontology annotation, cellular component: integrin complex; external side of plasma membrane. Lineage: Eukaryota; Metazoa; Chordata; Mammalia; Artiodactyla; Balaenopteridae. Gene Ontology annotation, molecular function: integrin binding. Bases 245 to 3250 code for a protein of 1001 amino acids. The transcript has 27 exons. Gene Ontology annotation, biological process: integrin-mediated signaling pathway; cell-cell adhesion; cell-matrix adhesion. The record is from RefSeq and is a predicted model, not a curated record.